AUGGCACAAGCCCUCUUCCGACCAAAGGAGCCAGGGACCACAAGCUUCCCGGGGCCGGUAUCCGGCCCGGGACAUGGUGGCCUCGCCUCGAGGCUCGUACCGAGCCCGGGAGCGGUUGACCUCUUUCCCGGAACGGCCCAUGCGUUGCCCCCUCUGUCAGGCCAAGGCUUGGGAGCCUUCAGGCCCUAUCAUGCCGGGGCUUAUACUGACCCGGGACCGCCCGCCCUUGAUGAGGCAUCUAAGGCCCUGCAGACUAUUGCUAAAGCCAUAUCCUCCAAGGACGAACCCUCUGGUCAAGAACGGGGCAAGCUUUCUUCUAUUGGCAAAACUGAAGAGCGCUUGGUCUUCUUGGCCCGGGGGUGUGACACCCUUACCGUGCACAUCGGGGAGGCGACGGUAGGCAAAGACCUAUAUCAUGCCCUAAGGUCUAUGGCUUCGCAGAACAGACCUCUUCUCCGCGAGAUUGGGUAUCCGGUCAACAUCAGCAACCGGAUUGCCUUUGGAAUUUCGUCCCUCAACAUCGGGGGCAAGGGGUCCGUUCUGGACUACUGUCUCAGCGUGGCAGAUUUUCCUCAAACAUCAGAAGAAGAGUUUGACCUUUUCUCUCCUCCGGGGGAUAACAAACUAGAAAAAAGGGGAAGAAACCCUACCACACUCACCGGUUGGUACAGGAAUGCUUUGCGACAGGCCUGGGCCCUCGCGUGCGCUUUCGGGGCUGAAUUUUACGCAAGCUGGGAGAGCGCUGCUGCGCAGCUCCUUAAGCUUGGUGAAGAAUACACCCACGCUUGGCCCUUACAAGCCGUCCUCAGCACUUGGGAGGAACUCUGGGGCCGCUUCGUGGAAGAGCUCAGGGCCAUCGACCGCAGCGCGCGACGGGAAAUGCAAGAUGAGAGUCCCAGUUUCGACAGACUGCGCUUCUUUGCCACUUCACCUGGGGCCGACGGGACGCCUUGGCUCAGGUUGCCACAGACCUUUGACUUGCAGGCCUUGGGAGAGUACUUCCAAACCGACAUUGUCCCCCGUCAAAGGCGGCUUCUUGAUCGAGCCUGCUGGAACAUGGCAUUCAAACGCCCGUCCCUAGCAGGGGGAAGGGCAGGUGAAAACGCGGAUAACGCAGCGGGAAAUUUGGGAGAUGGCGCUAAAGCCGGAAACCAACACACUCCAAAACCCAAUGCCCCAAAGGAAGUUGGUCAGCUGCUCGGGUCUCCGCUGACGCCCAAAGAAGUCAGCCGAUCCAUGGACCAUCGACCCAAGGAUCGAACAGGCAAAUACCUGUGUUGGGACCAUUUUUCCCACCGCAAAUGCGCAAAAGGCAAAGACUGCCCCCAUUCACAUGUCGGGGGAGCCCCGAAGUGGGACACCCUCGAUUGGAGCAUUCAGAUGCAGCUAUUGCGCCGAGGCGGGCAUCCCGCCCGGGCGAAGCUGAAAGCAGGUCAGGUCGACGCUGCAGUUGAAACUAUUCGCAAGGAGCAGGCAGCGAAGCUGGCUACGAACGUACAGGAAGGAAAAAGGGCCAAAGAGCGAGAAACCUCUAAGAGGGCAGCCGGACCACCAGAAGACCCCCCUGAAAGCCACACACAAUAUCGUAACGAUACGAGGGCUGGUUGGGUCUCUGCCCCCGGAGGGCUGAACAACUUCGCACCCACCGACAUGGAGGCGCCACUUGCCUCACUGAUGGGAGGGCAGGCAGAAACCAGUUGGACUGCCGAUCAUGCAAGCCCUGCCGCACGCACGGCCCAACUGGUCGUCCCGCACGAUCAGCCGGAGGCGGGGGAGAGGCUGAGACGUAUGCAGGUCAUUGACGACACCUUGCAGCUCCCCGAAAUGCCCCCGCAUCUGGGCGUGUAUCUUCGGAAUCGGGUGCUCACUGACGCCGCUGCCCAGCCUCAGGCUGCUGAUAUCCAAAGGUAUCUGGAAGAAGCGGUUCAGGAAGGAAGCGCAGAACUGGCCGCAGAAGCCACCGAGUUCUUACAAACCUAUCCGGACUUGCGGGUAGGGUCUGUCUCGCACCGCGGGGAGCUCAGUGUCCUGUCUGCAGACAGCAAUUUGGGGGCCGCUACCGGGACCUUCACCUGGCUCGAUACCACUUAUCACGUCUAUGAUUAUGGAACCCAGGCAAUGUUUUUCCUCCACGUGGCGGCUGGCCUGCUCACUAGAAAGUCCGGAACCCCGCCUACUUACGAGGAGACGUGUGUGCAGGCUCUGGCCCUUCAGCGCGAAAUGCACCACUCCGCGGAAGAAUGCCUUCAAGCCCUAGGGCCCGAGCCUGAUCAGUGCACCCAAGCGGAGGACGACCUGCGCACUUUCGCGCAUGACGCUCUCUAUUACGGCCAUGAUAAGGAUUAUCGAUGUUUGGCUGCUCUUCCCCUGUCGGCCGCCGAUGAGCGCACCUUUUGUCUCGUCCGCAUGGACGACUGGCGCCGGGUCACUUGUGAGGUCAUUCAAGGGGUUAGUUCCUGCGCCACACCUCGGAGCCUCGUUUGGCUUCUGGUCCACCAAGGUCACAUGCGCCUGCUCGUUCCGCCCAUGGACCGGGCUUUGCCUACCGGAGCCCGCGUAGUCUCGGCUGCCGGUUGGGAACUUCACCUAGAAGCGGCUCUGACGCACGGGGCGCGCCUUCGCGCCCGUGCCGCCAAACCCUGCCCUCGGUGCUAUUCGGAUCCACACCGUCGCACCGGUCGUGCUGCCGGCGUUUUUGGCUUAUAUCCCUUUCCGUCCCCGCCACCCGUAGGCACUCGCACGGGGGCACCUGCUUGGGAAGACACCGAGCCCUCCCCGUCGCAAUGGUCUAGGCAGGACUUGGCUUCCUGGCUUGGCGCCGAUCUUCCUGAUGGGACUCCCCCUGAUCUCUUUGAUCUGGCACCGCCCCCUUUCUCGGUAUCUACCGGGGUUACGCAGGCCGGAGGCCUCGCUCUUCGUUUCCCGCUUGAAGACGACCUAGCCCUCCGGUGUGGAGCGACCCGCUCUAAGCUUCGAGCCGUUAUCACUCUCCUUCGCCCACGACACCUUUGGCUUACCCUGCCCCUCCACCCCUUUGGAGGCUGGGGCCGUUUUGAAUCGUCUCGCGGCAAGGAUGCUUCCCCCGGCUCUGGAUGUGGCCGCCGCCACCUGGACUUCCUCUUGGACCUAGGCCGCCUUCAAUCCCUGUCCGGGGGCACCUUCAGCGUGCUCCACCAUCUUACCAGCACCGCGUGGCGGGAACCGGCAGCUGUCGCUCUUUUGGCUUCUGUCCCACGGGCGCGGCUCCUGCUCGGCCCGCCCUGCUCCCCGAGGCGCGUUUCGCGCCCGGGGCCGGCUUGCGGCGAGCCGGUCACGCUGCCCUUCGCCUCCCCUUUGGGGACGCCUCCGGGGCGCACCUGGGGCGGGGGGGGGGCGGGGGCUUCGCUGCUCUCCUCGCUCAGCAAAAGCGAUGUCUAUGGGCUUCGAGGGCCACUGCAGGACCCUCCUCCAAAGCAAACGGAGGAAGCGGCGGGCGCCUACCUUGAUUUUUUCCAAGGCAAGGAUUUUACGAAGGAAAACUUUGCCGAGGCGGCCCAACAGGGGAGCAGACUCCUGGAGGUCGCAGGAGGAUGGAAGGAGGCGCUGAGGGCCAUUCGACGGCAUUGGGUCCGGACACACGGGGAUCACCUCGCAGGACUUCACAGCGACUUUUUCGAAGGAUUGGUUCACCCAGCUAUCUUGGAGAGGGCCAGGCACGUGGCCGUUUGGGGAGUCUCCGCAGAAGCAGAUUUGGAAGAGACCCAAAGGGUGCAAAGCGCCCCCCAUCCUAGCCUGAAGGAGCACAUCGAAGAAGCCGCCAAGCAGCUUUGGGAGGACGCCGCCAAGGGGCGGUGCCUUCUUUGUUACGACAAAGGAGAAGGACUGGAAGGGGUGAUUUCCGUCCCUAUGGCCCGUGUACCAAAGAUGAACCCAGACCGGAGUAUCUCCGAAAAGGGCCGCAUUAUAUGGGACGCCACCCCGAUAAACAAGUACUGCCACAAAACACGCCACCCACCUGCGUUGCAACCACGUCACCAGGAAGUGGCUCGCGCGAUCCUUUGGUGGAGGCUUCGGUUUCCCCGAAUCAGGAUCCUGCUCAGCAAAAAGGACGUGGCGGAGGCCUUCAAAUGGAUCCCCCUCAAAUUGGAAGACGCCAAGCUCUUCGCAGCUGAUGUCCCUGCUGAAUUCACUCAGACUUCGGAGGGGACCACGUUGAUUUAUAGUUUUUUGACGUUUGGCUGGUGUGGUGCUCCGGGUGAGUACAUGCACUUCGCCUGGGUUAUCAAGUCAGCGCACGGGUCGUUCGCUCCGGACAAUCACCGGUGGGAAGAUGACGUUCCCUUCCAUUCCUUCGUUCUCAUGGACGACACCGUUCUGAUCGAGCCGGAGUUGGGCUUCAGGCCGCAGCUCUCUGUCGCCCUAUCCGAAUAUGUCACAAAGGCCACCCUUGGGGAGGGCAGUAUCAAUGCUGCGAAGGACGCUCUCGAAGGUAGGCUUGAAUGUCGGAAAUUGAUAUGGGGGCUGGUGUAUGACACCCAGUCCUACACUCGCAGCCUCCCUGCGGCAAAGCUGGAGAAGGCGUACCAUCUUUUGCACCUCCCUGAUUUCGAUAGUGGGUGUACCCAUGUGCCUCUUCGUCUUGUCCAGGAGCUGAGGGGAAACCAGCAGUUUUGGCUGGCGGUGCUUCCAGGGCUCAGUCCCUACUUAGGGGCGACGAAUGACCUCCUGGGCCCGGCUGACGAAAGGGGGUUCGCGAAACCUAGAGGCACAGUGGCACAGCAGAAGGCCAUUUGGGCACGUUUUUGGGAAUCAAUCGAGCUCCAAAGACUGCUCGUGGAUGCCACUUCACAAUGGGAAGUCCGAUUUACCCACCCUCUGACUUCAGCCCUCACUGUCCGGGAGCUCCUUUCCUUCCCAGGAAUGAGUCAAAAAGUUGUCUGGGCGUCAGGAGAUGCAACCCCCCACAAGUUGGCGGCCGUGGAUUGGGAAGCCAACGUGGCGGUAGUGGAGCCGGCGGAAUCCGUGUGGGAACGCCUCCGGCGGUUUUGCGCCGAGCACGACCCGGAGCUUGCAGCUGCGGAGGAGGAGACGUCGACCGUCACCGAGGCUCGUUCUGAGCCCGGAGACGGGUUGAUGAUUUCGCUUGCUGAGCUUUUGGCCGUCGUGUCGUUGGCGUGUCUGAGAUGGAAGUCCUGGAAGGGAAAAAUUGUCAUCUACGCCGGAGACAACAGUAAUGUUAUCUCAUGGCUAGCCAAAAGACACGCAGGACCACCAGCAGCUCGGUUCCUUCUACAACUUCUGGCGGCACUUGAGACAGUUGGAGGCUUCCGCUUGCACGCCGAAUAUAUCCGGACCUAUCACAAUCAAGUCGCGGACGCUCUCACGCGGGAAGAAGAAGGGCCGGUUCUAUCAGCUUGGAACCUGGAACGAAAGGAUUUCUCCGAAGUCCUCCUUGCCACGCUGGACAGGGGGUGGACCCGUCGGGCCCUGCUAUGGGAUGGAAUGGACCAUGAGGACCAAGCCUCCGCCCUGCAGUUGGGGUUGAGACGACAUCCGGAAGGCCCGCAGGGGCUUCGAUUCCCAUUGCGGCCAGGCAUUGUCUGCUGUGAGCUUGGCCCGGAGCCCCGCGUGUACCACUUGGAGUUGCUGUCCAGAGGUUUGAAAAUGCAGGAGCCCGGCCUAUUGGCUGACGAAGAGGCGGUCUGCGUUUUCUAUUGUGUCGGAAGGGACGAGGUUGCCACCGCGUCCAGCCUUGCCCAACAAGCCCAAGGUCUCCAGCCCAAGGGGAUAUGGGCCGACUCCAUCUCCUCUCUUGGCCUGAAAAGCGCUCAGGCUAGGUUACAAGAGAAUGGAUGGCAAACCCGGGUGGUACUCGUCAGCGGCCGGACACUCCAAGAUCAGUGUUGGUGGAAGCGAUGGAUUCUCCUUGCCGUCCCUAGGGGCGCGCAGAUGCCAGACCUUCCGUGUUUGACCGCGGAUGACGAGCCCGACACUGCCCCGCUGCACACAUACCCCACGGAGUGGCUUCUGGAGGAUCAAAAAGUCCCGGGUGACCUCUGGGUCAGGGGAAGACUAAAACUUGAUACCUCUAUCCCGUAUCUAGGACAGGCAACCCCUAAGCCCAGGGGCUCGGUGUAUGUGGAGGGUAGUGUUCGUAGGCACGUUUGGGACCCCUAUAAACCACUUCCCCAACUCCAUCACAACUCCGGCAAUCCCCAAAGUAAGGAUUCGCUUUUGUUGCUAGGGAAGGGACCCGAGGGACCUGCGGCGAGGUAUAUCACGCCCGGGGAAAUUUUUAAAUUGUUGGGUGGGAGGGUUGAGUUGUUACCCCCCAAUGUGUUGGCUGAAAGUUUACCCCUGCUGUCCAUUUUGGCUACCCCUCGUAGUUUGGCUCUAACGGCUGGGAAGUGGGCUAGUUCGCUGGGCACGACCGGGCCGCGCGACCCCGCCGCAACCAAUCAAGUGCUGACCGAACCGAGCUUGGCAAACUCGACCCAAUCCGAGGUUCAAGACGAACCCGGACCGGCUGCGGGGGCCGAGGCUCGCUCCGAGCCCGGUCAACUCCCAACCGACAGAAAGGUCGGGAUUUGCGAAUUGCCUUGGGAAUCCGCAGCGCGGGAGGCGCUCAUGUCUUGGCUCCAAGAACGUGGUUGGGGAGAUUCCAAGGUUGGAGGGAAGCACAAAAAGCAGAGGAAGGGUGGCAAAAAGAUGGAAUGGCAGGAGGAGCUGUCAAAAGCCAUGUCUCGAUGCCUCAGGCACGAAGCAGAAUGUAUAACAGAAGACGGCUGGGUGGAACUGCCCGACCUCCUGGAAUACCUCCGUAAGCGCCUGAACUGGCAGGAGAAGUAUUUCACGGAGCAGGUCAUCCGGGACGCCGUGGAGGAGAACUUUAAGCAGCGGUUUGUUGUCAGAGAAAGUGACGGCCGCCCAUACGUGGCGGCAUGGUCGGGCCACACCAUCGACGGUGUCUAUGGGCCGGGGGCAAGGGUAGCUCCCGAAGACGUCCCCCCGACACUGGUGCAUGGAACGUACCGUCGCCAUGUGAAGUCGAUCCAGGAAAAUGGGCUCCGGGGCGACAGACGGAUGGCUCAUCUGGUCAAUCCAGAUCAGGCGUCGGGCAAGUGGAGGUCGGACUUGGAGGUGAAGAUUCCCGUCUCUACUAAGGCUGCGAUGGAGUCCGGGGUCGUCUUUUACGUCACGGGGAAUUCUGUGUGGCUUGCCAGCGGAACAAUCCCGCCGGCAGCCUUGGGCGAUGUCUCGGACUGGGACACAACCGAGUUUUGGUACGCUGCAGAGGGACCCAAAAAGAGCCUGAAAGGGGCGUCCGCCAGCAGUCAGGUGGGGCCCGUGCCGCAGCACCGGGGGGAGCCCAGCUCCAGCAAUCAAGGCAAGAGAGGUCGGCGUCGGGACGAGUGGGUGGAGGAAGAAGAGCCACGCAAUUCUGCAAAGCUCAACCUCGCUGCCUACCGCUCGAUAGCCUGGCCCCCGUCCAAAGCUCAGGAGAAAGACCCCAGGGAAGAGCUCGCCCGAACUGCGUCCGACCUGGCGGCGGCGGUAGCUGGCUUGGCCUGCCAAGAAGGCGAAGAGGAGGUCAACGUUGAUCCGGAUACUCUGAAGGCGGACGUCGUUGUUAUCUCGGAGCCUGACUGGGGCGCCUCCGACCCGGAAAUCCAGGAGGCGCUCGUACCAAUGACAAAGCUGGAGGAAUCCCUCGAGGUCAAAACCGAGGCUCGGUCCGAGCCCGGGGAGACCUUACAGGAAGCUGGCCCCGCUGCUUUUGUGAUUAAGUUCGAAGAAUUGCCUGUUGCCAAAGCCGAGGCUCGAUUCGAGCCCGGUGAGGCCCUGCAGGAGGCUGCCCCCGGCGUCAAAGCCGAAGAAGAACUUCGCCCAUCUGCCCCUAAUCCAGCUCAGGCGGUCGGUCCUGGGGAAGCCCCGGCUGCUGACCCGCAGCCCACGCCCGCUGCUGGGAGUGUUAAAGGGGAACCCGAUGCCCGUGCAGAAGCGCCGGUGAGCCCGAAGAGUUCCGAUGCCUGCAUUCCAUCCAAGAUGUCCGACAGGCCGAGCGGGCCGAAGUGGGAGACAGAUCGCUGUAAGGAGGAAGCAGAUGGCGGAGAGGGCGCAGGACCUUCCCGAGCCAGGGAUGACCCCGCUCCUGCUAGGGACCGGGCCCUGAUCCCCAAGGGAGGGUUGAAGUUGGGAUCCGGGAAGCUCAGGUUGCUGCAGGAAAUCGCUCGGGCUGACGAAGCGAACUGGCAGAACCUCCAAGAAUCCCUCGCCAAAGCGGAAGAGGAUGUGUCGACCAAACAAGAUUUGAUAGACGACCUGUCAAGGCUUACUGCGCAGCGAAAAGAAGCUGCCGAAGGGAUACAGCAAAGUUUGGAAACCGAGAUCCAACGCAUCAAAGAUGCAGAGGAUGAAGACAAAAGUUAUCUCGAAGCCUUGGACGCUCAGGGAAGUUACAUGCGAGAAGUGGAAAGGAGAAAUCCGGUGCGGCCUUCUAAAGCCGUCAAAGUCCUCAAGUCUGCCCGGCUCGACCUCGAGAUUGAAGCAGGCAUCAGCGUUUGGGUGGCUAGGCGCCGGGAGAAAGGCAGACAGAGGGCACGUAUGCACCGUGAGAGAACUCAGGGAGGCGAAGCUAAUCCCUCCGCUGAACCUCUCGAGUCCCCUGAGGCAGCAGCAGCCGCACGAAAGGAAGCCGCGCGAAAGGAAAUUCAAGACUUCCGAGCCUCACUGCUGCAGGCCGAUGGCCAACCAAGGAAAUUUCGAAGAGCCCCAGACUCGCAAAGACGAAAGGAAGCGAAGAGACUGAGGCGCCAAACUCGUCGAAAUGACGACGCUAGUAGAGACACCAACCACGCCAUCGCGCACGCCUACCCAUUAGGUGGAGAAGUGGUGGUGAGGCAGACUACGCUGUGGCCUGCAGGGCAAGGUGUCAGGCCGAGUCUACCAAUCGAACUGUUUGGAAUCUUGGUAGCAGCUUCCUUGUUCCUUGCCGUGGGAGCCUGCCUUGCUAUCCGGCGAUGGGUACACGCCCGCCCUUCCAUGGGGCAAGCAAAUUCCCGAGGCCCUGUUUCGGGCCCGGGAAAGAACAACAAGAUGCCGAAUCCGCUCCAAGGCCCAACGUCGGGUCAAAUAUCGUCUGAGCGCACUCAUACCGAAAUUCUGCCCGACGCCAGCCGAGGCUUGGUUUCGAGCCCGGUGACCCCCGCCCCGCCCCCUGCGGCGGAGCCAACCUACGGGCGUCGCAUCCGGCUAGAAGCCGGGACCGUUGAUCCGGAAGGAAUCCCGCGGUGGCAUCGUUCCGAGUGUCUUAGGCCAGGACCCAGUCGAUGGGUGGAGCCGUGCAAAGAUUGUGCCGGCCAACCGGGGUAUGUGCAGCCUUCCGGAGCCGCCCACGUGACUCUGAGCGGCGAGAGGUGGCAUCAGGAAGGGUGCGGUCACAUCCGGGGCCGCAGACAGAUCCGCUACGAACGGUGUCUGUGUCCCCCGGGUGAGGCUAGCACAACGGUGGCCCGGCGAAAUCCCCGACAAGGUGUUCGACAGCGGCGAGUCGACGACGCCAAUCGGGACACCAACCAUGCCAUCGCCCACCUCUUCUGUGGAGAAUUUGGGCUCCUCAUCCUGGCCUUGUUAUACCUCUUCGGAGUCCUGCAUGCUUGUUUGCGGGCCGGGAGCGAAGAGAUUUCACGGGAGCAAAAAGACGAGAGACGCGUGGGAGGCUCCACUACCAGGCGGGUACGCUUCUCGCCUUAUUUGGAAAGCUUGGAAGAAGACAUCCACCCGAAGGAGGCGCCGACCAUUCAGCAGGGGGUGAAGAACAGACCCUGUCGCAGCCCGAAGGCAGUCAGAGAUCUCCUUGGGCACAAGACCCCACAGCUUGGCUUACCCCUGAAGAAUCGGCAAGACUAUCAACAGGAAGCUGUCAAUGUUGCUUUGGACAGGCUAGCCCUGACGACUCGUCGGACGUAUGCCGCGCAGUUGAAAUGGUGGCGCCUGUUUUGUGCUCGGCGCCAGGUGCACUGGCUCCUGACUGGGGUGCCGGCGGACGAAGAUCUCAUCAUUGACUAUUUGCUUCACUGUGCCGUCAACGAACAGCGUGCCCCGGGAACUUUGAAACUGCGUCUCGCUGCCGUCCGAAGCAUCCAUGUGACGCUGGGGCUGCCAGAUCCCUUAGAAGGAAGAAACCGGGUAGCGAUGGCCCUGGCAGGCCUGAGAAGGCGGUACAAGACGCCGGUUCGGCGCGCUGCCGUGACCCCCCGUAUGUUGCGUUGGCUGGAGGAACAUCUCCGAGGCCCUGUUUCGGGCCCGGAGGGUCCUAUCCUCUGGGCUGCCUUGUGCCUGGGGUUCUUCUUUUUGCUCAGGGCCUCAGAAUUUUUACCCUUGGGGUACAUCCCAUUUUCCCGUCAAUUAAAGGGAAGACAAGUACUCCUUUUCAGCAAAGGGGAGCAAUGCGACCUCCGCAACCUGGGGGAAGCCGAUGAGAUCCGGCUCCAGCUGAACGGUAGCAAAACCAACUAUAAUCUGGAGACUCACCGCAACCACUACAAGACCGGUGAGGCCGUCUGCCCUGUCUUGGCGGUCAGACAGUUCUUCCAGAAAUACCCGAAUCGAUACCUGGGCGGCGUGGAGGCAGAUGAGCCACUAUUCCGAACACCGGAAGGCUGGGAUAUCCCACGCGAGGCCGUGCAGAUGCUCCUGCGCCGUGCGGCCGAAGCCUGUGGUGUGGCGGGCCAUCUAGGCUCGCACUCUCUUCGUUUUGGGGGCGCUUCGGCUCUCUGGGCCGCCUAUAAAGACGCCUCAGUGGUCAGGCGCUACGGGCGUUGGGCUUCCGACGCCUUCCACACUUAUUUGUGGGAGGACCGCGAAUACUCGCGCGGUAUGUCGGAGUCCAUGAUCAAGACAAGCCUCACGCCUACGCGUGUUUCACGCCCGGUAGAAAGGCAACCACUCCAGCUAUACAGUGGCAAGGGAGGGGUGCGAGCCCGGAGGGCAAAGACCUUUUCAGUAGCCCACCCCCCCUCCCCCUUGAGCCCGGAGGGCAAAGACCUUUUCAGUGAAGCAAGGCUAGAGAGCAUUGGCUCCGUUCGGUUGCCUUAUCUGACCGCCAAGGAGCUGGUUCAGCUGACCUCGGCUUCAACGAAAGUGGUGCUGCCGAUGGCAGCUGAGCUUCCCUCGUCCAUGGAGGUGCUGAUUGCGGCUCCAGGGCAGAGCGUGGAGGUUGCGUUGGACUUGCACCGACCCCGCUUGAAGUGCUGGCUGCCGCGCGAGCUCUUGGUGUCGGCGCGGCAGCAGCCAACCGGUGCGCGAAAGCGCCCCGCGGAUGUGCUGCCCUUCCACGGUACAAUCAUUGGCAGAACCAGGCCACGCUUAGCCUUGCGCAGUGCAGAGGGGCCAGAGCUCUUGGCAGGGCAGGUGGAUGCCGAGGCCUUCCGCGAAGCCAUGAAGAAAGUGGGUUUGCCCGUCCAAGGAUCUGCCAAUGACUUUCAGGUGCCGGCAUUGGAUGCACGGAUUCAGUUGAAUCAGCCCCACGGCGGCCAUUUGGAGACCUUUGUGCAGUGUAAAAGUGCUGAGGGACGACAGAGACGUGGACAAAAUGCGGAGAUCUCCACGGUGGACAGCUGGAUGGAGGACCCGAACGCGAUGGAUGCCAUGCGAUGCGGCAUGAUCGACGCCUUUCCUGGCUACUACACGCCCAACGAAACCAUGGAGAUCACUUCUUCGGGGCCGACGCACAACGUCACGGAUUUCAUGCGGGCCUCCGUCAGCGAUUGCAAGAUGCUGUGCUUCGAAAUCCGAAGGUACUUCGCGUUGUGCUUCGACCGUGACUUCUUGGCAUCGCCCCCGAGUCGCCGCGAUCUCUGGCGGAUGUUGCUGCCCUUGCCGGGCCUCUUUUCUCUGAUCGCGGAUCGCGGCAAUCACGAGCUGAUGUUCAUGGACGCCCGGGACCUUGGUGUUCCAUGUGUUCCAUGGGGUGCGAUCUCCUUGUGCCCCUUUUUGGGUGCCAAAAAGGUGAUUUCAUGUGGGUUGGCAGCACCUUUUGAUUCCAUGUGCAGCCCGAGUGGCUGCAAGCGCAACAGCUCGAACAAGCACGGUUUGGUGCUGUUUCAGAGGCGGGAGGUGAUUCGCUUCCUCUUGAGCUUGCCUUUGGAGCAGCGGGAAGUGCUGGAACUGGCGGAGAACUAUGGCUUUACCAUGGCGCGUCCGGCGGCGCCUUGGCCCUCAGUGGCCGCGCGGAAAGGGGCCACGCCCAGCUGCACCUGGGAAGGGGACACCGUGGCGUGCGCGCGGAUGCUGGCAGGUCUCGGUGUGCGGGUGGCCAUGCUGAACUUUGCCCAUGGCUACAACUGUGGGGGAGGCCUAUGA
Molecule: messenger RNA, 12342 nt
Organism: Cladocopium goreaui
Lineage: Eukaryota; Dinophyceae; Suessiales; Symbiodiniaceae
Source: the annotation of a GenBank genome assembly